GUAGAAUCUUUCCAUGAGUCCCCAACUGCCAUUCAAAGCCAUAUAGUGCCAUACAUAAUACAUUCCAAAGGCCAGGGAAGGGCCAUAGAGAUAAAAUUUAGGAUAAUGCAGUUUCCAAGUUUGUAGGUUUCUGCUCAGAGACUGUACUUCAAAACCCAGCAUUGGUUUUUGCCAUUUUUGCUAAGACAACUCAAGAAAUCAUUUGAGCUUUGAUUUUUGAAAAUGGGUGUGCUGAGUGAGGGACUUACACAGAUUCUGAUACCUGUGGCUGCCUUCAUUGGACUUGGGUUUGCUUUGUUUCAGUGGUUCUUGGUCUCCAAGGUCAAGGUCUCAGGUGGCUAUGGUGAUUAUAGUGGGUAUAAAGACAGGUUGAUUAAUGAAGGAGAGACUGAAGAAGGUGUUGACACUCUUGAGGUUUCCAUCAAGUGUGCUGAAAUUCAGAAUGCCAUAUCUGUUGGGGCAACCUCAUUUCUGUUUACUGAGUAUAGAUACCUUGGUAUCUUCACCGCUGUAUUUGGCAUUGUCAUCUUCCUCUUCCUUGGUUCAGUUAAAGGCUUCAGCACCGAAAGUGAACCUUGCACUUACAACACCGGGAAUAUAUGUAAACCAGCAUUGGCAAAUGCCUUGUUUACCACCAUUGCAUUCUUUCUUGGUGCUCUUACAUCAGUCCUUUCUGGUUUUCUUGGCAUGAAGAUUGCCACCUAUGCCAAUGCUAGAACCACUCUAGAAGCGAGGAAGGGUGUUGGGAAGGCAUUCAUCACAGCUUUUCGCUCUGGUGCUGUGAUGGGUUUCCUUCUUGCUGCCAAUGGCCUUUUGGUGCUGUGGGUAUCCAUCAAUUUAUUUAAGCUGUAUUAUGGGGAUGACUGGGAAGGGCUUUAUGAAUCUAUUACUGGUUAUGGACUUGGAGGUUCUUCAAUGGCACUUUUUGGAAGAGUUGGGGGAGGUAUUUACACAAAAGCAGCUGAUGUUGGUGCUGACCUUGUUGGAAAAGUUGAGAGGAAUAUCCCUGAAGAUGAUCCACGUAACCCAGCUGUUAUUGCAGACAAUGUGGGUGACAAUGUUGGAGACAUUGCUGGGAUGGGUUCUGACCUCUUUGGGUCUUAUGCUGAAUCAUCCUGUGCAGCACUUUUUGUUGCCUCAAUAUCUUCCUUUGGUACCAGUCAUGACUUCACAGCCAUGUCCUAUCCUCUGAUUGUAAGCUCAAUGGGGAUUGUAGUUUGCUUAAUAACAACACUUUUUGCAACUGAUCUUUUUGAGAUUAAGCGUGUGAGUGAGAUUGAACCAACCUUGAAGAGGCAACUUGUAAUCUCAACUGUCUUGAUGACUGCCGGUAUUGCCAUGGUCACCUUCUUUGCUUUGCCAUCUGAGUUUACUCUCUUUAAUUUUGGGACUGAGAUGUCUGUAAAGAACUGGCACCUUUUCUUCUGUGUUGCAAUCGGCUUGUGGGCUGGACUUGCUAUUGGAUACACUACAGAGUAUUAUACUAGCAGUGCUUACAGUCCAGUGAAGGAUGUGGCAGAUUCUUGUAGGACUGGUGCUGCAACAAAUGUUAUUUUUGGAUUGGCUCUGGGAUACAAAUCUGUCAUCAUUCCCAUAUUUGCCAUUGCCAUUGCCAUUUAUGUGAGCUUUAGCUUAGCUGCUAUGUAUGGAAUUUCUGUCUCUGCUUUGGGAAUGCUCAGCACCAUUGCCACUGGUCUUGCAAUUGAUGCUUAUGGCCCCAUAAGUGACAAUGCUGGUGGAAUUGCAGAAAUGGCUGGUAUGAGCCAUGAGAUUCGAGAAAGAACAGAUGCCUUAGAUGCUGCUGGAAACACUACUGCUGCCAUUGGCAAGGGCUUUGCUAUUGGAUCAGCUGCUCUUGUUUCCCUUGCUUUGUUUGGUGCCUUUGUGAGCAGGGCAGGCAUCUACACUGUUGAUGUGUUGACUCCAAAGGUCUUCAUCGGGUUGCUUGUGGGAGCCAUGCUUCCAUACUGGUUUUCAGCCAUGACAAUGAAGAGUGUGGGAAGUGCAGCUCUCAAAAUGGUUGAAGAGGUUCGUCGACAGUUCAAUACUAUUCCCGGCCUUAUGGAAGGAAGAGCAAAACCAGACUAUGCAACCUGUGUCAAAAUCUCUACUGAUGCUUCACUAAGGGAAAUGAUCCCACCUGGUGCUUUGGUCAUGCUUACACCACUUAUUGCUGGAACCUUCUUUGGUGUGGAGACUCUUGCUGGGGUUCUUGCUGGUUCACUUGUUUCUGGUGUGCAGGUUGCCAUCUCAGCUUCAAACACGGGUGGUGCGUGGGAUAAUGCAAAGAAAUACAUAGAGGCCGGUGGUAAUGAACAUGCAAAAUCACUAGGUCCUAAAGGGUCAGAUGCUCACAAGGCCGCUGUCAUAGGUGACACAAUUGGAGAUCCUCUCAAGGAUACUUCUGGUCCUUCUCUCAAUAUUCUCAUCAAGCUCAUGGCAGUCGAGUCCUUGGUGUUUGCUCCAUUCUUUGCUGCUCACGGGGGCUUACUCUUCAAACUAUUUUAAAAUGGAGGUUCUAUGUAGCAGGUUUAAUUCCGGUGUAUCUUCACUUGUGAAGAAGUGAAGUUGAUGCAGGGGCGGAGCCAGAAAUUUUGGUUUGGGGGGGCCAAGUUGUAAUGCUAAUAUAUUAGUUAAGACAAACUUCUACACACACAUGUAUAUAAAUUAAUUUACUAAGAAAAUUUAUCAUUUUCUAAAUUUUAAUGAGUAUAUAAAAGUCAUGUAUUUUUUCUA
Quercus robur (English oak) is the source of this 2736-nucleotide messenger RNA. RefSeq names its product pyrophosphate-energized vacuolar membrane proton pump 1-like. The coding region runs from base 223 to 2508 and encodes 761 amino acids. NCBI's taxonomy places the organism in Eukaryota, Viridiplantae, Streptophyta, Magnoliopsida, Fagales, Fagaceae. The record is from RefSeq and is a predicted model, not a curated record. The transcript is spliced from 8 exons. Gene Ontology annotation, biological process: proton transmembrane transport. Gene Ontology annotation, cellular component: membrane. Gene Ontology annotation, molecular function: inorganic diphosphate phosphatase activity; diphosphate hydrolysis-driven proton transmembrane transporter activity.